CUCUCUCUCUCUCUACCAUUCAAAUUCUCCGGCCACCGAACCGCGAGACCGGACCUCGAGCGACCGAUCGCCAAGCAGACCGGUUCUUCAACCUCUCGGCGGUUCGCACGAGCCCCCUCGCCGGCCGUCGGCCAUCGCGAGCCGACCGCGCGUUGUCUUCUCCUCGCCGUCGGCGGCGGCUCUCUGUCUUGGUAGGUAUAAAUGGCAUCGGCAGAAACUGCAGGUACUGAAAGAGGGCCAUUACCAACCAAUGGUGCUCCAAGGAAGCCGCGGAUAUUGCUGGCCGCUAGUGGAAGCGUGGCUGCAAUCAAGUUUGCGAACCUGUGUCAUUGUUUCUCUGAGUGGGCCGAAGUGAAAGCAGUUGCCACUAAGGCUUCUUUACAUUUCAUUGAUAGAGCAUCACUGCCCAGGGAUGUAGUCCUUUACACUGAUGAGGAUGAAUGGUCAAGUUGGAGUAAAAUAGGGGACAGCGUCCUUCACAUUGAGCUGCGCCGAUGGGCUGAUAUCAUGAUCAUUGCUCCACUAUCAGCGAAUACGCUGGGCAAGAUUGCAGGAGGCUUGUGUGACAAUCUCCUAACAUGCAUCGUUCGAGCAUGGGACUACACCAAGCCCAUCUUUGUCGCACCAGCUAUGAACACUUUCAUGUGGAACAACCCCUUCACAGAGCGGCACCUUAUGACAGUUGAUGAGCUUGGAAUUUCUCUGAUUCCUCCUGUAUCAAAGAGGCUGGCUUGUGGUGACUACGGAAAUGGGGCAAUGGCCGAACCUUCGCACAUCUACUCGACCGUGAGACUUUUCUAUGAGUCUCGAGUUCAAGCAGGCAGCAGUAACUUUUAGAAAGCAUGUGUAUGUUUUAAGAAGUGACGGGGACACUCACCUAAUCCGGCAGGCAUUAUCACUCUUUCUUUUUGACAUAUGUUCAACUAGCAGGAUAACGCUGAUUCAAGACUGAGGUUUAUCUGAUAACUGGGCCAAAUUUUCGGUUUGGUUGUCUAAUUUUACUAAUCACCUAUGUAACUCAAGCAUCUGUUGUAUAAACUCUGAGUUGGUUUGGCAUCAUUGGCUGCUGCUGUUGGUAAUCCGACUGAAGUUCAACUUCCCAAA
Eucalyptus grandis is the source of this 1104-nucleotide messenger RNA. RefSeq names its product probable phosphopantothenoylcysteine decarboxylase. Gene Ontology annotation, biological process: coenzyme A biosynthetic process. Lineage: Eukaryota; Viridiplantae; Streptophyta; Magnoliopsida; Myrtales; Myrtaceae. Gene Ontology annotation, molecular function: phosphopantothenoylcysteine decarboxylase activity; FMN binding. Gene Ontology annotation, cellular component: phosphopantothenoylcysteine decarboxylase complex. The transcript has 3 exons. The record is from RefSeq and is a predicted model, not a curated record. Bases 202 to 837 code for a protein of 211 amino acids.